AUGCAUCAGAUGUUUAAUGAGACAUUCAGCUUCUUUCUCAGUGAAGCUAAAUUUAUCAUUGUAAACAUCAGUACAAUGCAAAGGAUAUUCUUCCGAGAAAAACCAAUGUCAGACCAGAAUUCAUCAGGUGAUAGUUUGAAUAAAAGUCAGAAAGGAAGCACGUCCCAAGGAACUAUUAAACAAGGUUACCCUACUAUCAGUGGACCACCGUUUUGUGCAGAACCUGAAGAAAUUUCAGAAAACCAAAAUGAGAACACUUAUACUACAAAGAUGAAGAUAAAAGAAUAG
Molecule: messenger RNA, 288 nt
Organism: Paraglomus brasilianum
Lineage: Eukaryota; Fungi; Glomeromycota; Glomeromycetes; Paraglomerales; Paraglomeraceae
Source: the annotation of a GenBank genome assembly